Molecule: messenger RNA, 1728 nt
Organism: Fundulus heteroclitus (mummichog)
Lineage: Eukaryota; Metazoa; Chordata; Actinopteri; Cyprinodontiformes; Fundulidae
Product: tripartite motif-containing protein 16
Exons: 1
Coding region: 58-1728 (556 amino acids)
Molecular function (GO): zinc ion binding; protein binding
Source: RefSeq, a predicted model, not a curated record
UUCAGGGUCAUUUAUGAGGAAGUGAAACUCACAGAGUCCUGCUCAUUGAGAGGAGAAAUGGCGCAGUCAGCAGUUCAGCUGGACCGGGAAAAAAUCUGUUGCUCGAUCUGUUUGGAUCUACUGAAGGAUCCGGUGACUACUGCCUGCGGACACAGCUACUGCAUGAACUGUAUUAAAGACUUCUGGGAUGGAGAAGAUCAGAAGGGAACGCACAGCUGCCCUCAAUGUAGAGAGACCUUUGGACGGAGGCCCGUGUUAAAGAAAAACACCCUGUUAGCAGAGUUAGUGGAGGACCUGAAGAAGAUGGGACUCCAAACUGCUCCAGCUGAUCACUGGUUUGCUGGACCUGAAGAUGUGGCCUGCGAUGUCUGCACCGGGAGGAAGCUGAAAGCUGUCAAAUCCUGCCUGGUUUGCUUGGUCUCUUAUUGUAAGACUCACCUCCAACCUCACUAUGAAUCUCCUGGGUUUAGAAAGCAUCAACUUGUUGCAGCUUCUGAUAAACUCCAGCUGCGCAUCUGCUCCCGUCACGACGAGGUGAUGAAGAUCUUCUGUCGUACCGAUCAGCAGUGUAUCUGUUAUCUCUGCUUGAUGGAUGAGCACGCAGGCCAUGAAACGGUCUCAGCUGCAGCAGAAAGGAUCGAGAAGCAGAAGGAGCUUGAGGCGAGUCGUGAAGAAAUCCAGCAAAGAAUCCAGGACAGACAGAGAGAUGUGAGGGUGCUUCAACAGGAGGUGGAGGCCAUUAAUCUUUCUGCGGAUAAGACAGUGCAGCAGAGUGGGAAAAUCUUCGCUCAGCUGAUCCUUCUCAUCCGUAAAAGAAGCUCUGAUUUGAAGGAAAACAUCAGAUCCCAGCAGCAAACUGAAGUGAGUCGAGUCAGAAAGUUUCAGGAGAAGCUGGAGCAGGAGAUCACUGAGCUGGAGAAGAAAGACGCUGAGCUGAAACAGCUUUCAAAAACAGAGGAUCUCAACCAGUUUCUCCACAACUACCCCUCUGUGUCAGCACUCAGUGAGUCUACACACUCAUCCAGCAUCAACGUACGGCCUCUGGGAUACUUUGAAGAUGUGACAGUCGCUGUGUCAGAGCUCAGAGAUCAACUCCUGGACGUCCUGGAAGAUACGUGGGCAAGCUUGUCACAUACAGUCACCGAGGCGGAUGUUUUACUGUCAGAACCAGAACCAAAGACCAGAGCCGAGUUCUUAAAAUAUUCAACGACAAUCACUUUGGAUCCGAACACAGCAAACGGAUAUCUGUUGUUAUCGGAGGGAAACAGAAAGGCAACUUUGAUGGGAGUAAAACAGGUUUAUCCUGAUCAUCCAGACAGAUUCACCGAUUGGCAGGUCCUGAGCAGAGAGAGUCUGACUGGACGUUGUUACUGGGAGGUGGAGUGGGGGGAGAAAAGAGUUGAUGUAGCGGUUUCAUACAAGAAUAUCAGCAGAGCAGGAGAUUCGAAUGAAAGUGAUUUUAGACACAAUGACAAAUCUUGGUCAUUAAAUUGUGACACCAAGGGGUUUUUAUUUUGGCACAACAGAGGUAAAAUUUCAGUCCCGUGUCCAGUUUCCUCCAGAGUGGGAGUGUACCUGGAUCACACUGCAGGUAUUCUGUCCUUCUACAGCGUCUCUGAAACCAUGACCCUCCUCCACAGAGUCCAGACCACCUUCACUCAGCCACUACAUGCUGGAGUUGGGUUUUAUAAUGACGGAGACUCUGUUGAGUUCAUUAAACUAAACUAA